AUGGAGAAGUCAAGUAGUGAGGAUUCCUCAAUUCACCGGAGUCCAUCUUUGGAUAGCAAGGACUCAGACUUUGCUAAAUCUUCUACCUCAGGCAGGCAGUUCGGCCGAGGCUUCACUGCUGGAGCUUUUUAUGGUACCGCUGGAUCACACACAGAGAACCCUAACACAGCUGCACCUGGGACUGGUUUAAAAAGAGACAAGUACAAUGCACCCAAAGGCAGCAAAUAUGUGGUCUUUUACCUGGAUCUAUCGUUUGUUUUCCUUUUAGAAUUUAAGAAGUGCAGCAUGGCGAGAGGCUGCUUGUGUUGUUUGAAAUACAUGAUGUUCCUUUUCAAUUUAAUAUUUUGGUUAUGUGGCUGCGGGCUCUUGGGUGUGGGAAUAUGGCUAUCAGUGUCACAAGGAAACUUUGCCACAUUUUCUCCCAGCUUCCCGUCGUUGUCAGCUGCCAACCUGGUCAUUGCCAUUGGUACCAUCAUCAUGGUGACUGGCUUCCUGGGCUGCUUGGGUGCUAUCAAGGAAAAUAAGUGCCUCCUUCUAAGCUUUUUCAUUGUUUUGCUGAUCAUUCUCCUGGCUGAACUGAUAUUACUCAUUUUAUUCUUUGUUUAUAUGGACAAGGUUAAUGAAAAUGCAAAGCAGGAUUUGAAAGAAGGUCUCAAGCUUUACAACACAGACAAUAAUGUUGGACUGAAGAAUGCCUGGAAUAUCAUUCAAGCAGAGAUGCACUGCUGUGGGGUUACAGAUUACAAAGACUGGUACCCGGUACUGGGUGACAAAACUGUCCCUGACAGAUGUUGCAUGGAAAAUUCCCAAGACUGUGGUCAGAAUUCUACCAAUACGAGUUUAGUGUGGAAAACGGGGUGCUAUGAAAAAGUCAAGAUGUGGUUUGAUGAUAAUAAACAUAUUCUUGGGACAGCUGGAAUGUGUGUCCUGAUAAUGCAGAUACUUGGCAUGGCUUUUUCCAUGACUCUCUUCCAGCAGAUUCGCAGGACUGGUAAAAAAUAUGAUGCAUAAAACACUGCAUAAAACAACUACAUCAGCACUUCUCUCUUGCCAUUAACGAGGGGAAACCCUGAAAAAUCAGAAUCAAGCUUUGUCCUACUUAGGGCCUCCAACCCAUCAAUCAAUCUACAGCAUCUGUUUCAUGACUGAUUAAAAACUGAGUACAACGUAUUACUGGACUUACUUUUUGUUUCUUCUCACUCACCACUUUUGCCAAAGAAGAGAGGAAACCUAUCAGUUUUCUACAGUAAUUCAUAGAUCCAUUUUUAAAUUGCUGAUUAACAUUAUUUAAGGAAUAGUCUUUACUGUAUUAAUCCAUGUUAAACCUGUGAAAGUAACUUGACCGAUGGAUGUUUUAACUUCUAGAAAGAAUCCUGGUGAACUACUCAUAGGUCAAUAAAUUGCUUAUGCCCAACAUGAUAUUAGGAGACUUGGAAAAAGCCACUGAAGAGCCCCUAUGAACUGGAACUGCUUUGAUUGUCUGUCUGUUUGUUUUUGUGGGUGGGUUAUCUUCUUGUAAUCUUACUCUGUAGCCUUGUUUAUAACUUUUUACUAUUUUCUCCAUGCUUUUCUCAUGCGUUCUACUGUGCAGUCUUUGAAGGGUACCAUUUUAGAUUUUGCAAUUUAAACCCAGAAAGAAAAAUGUGGCUGUUUUAUUAUAAUGAGGCUAAACAAAUCACAGCUGCUGGGGUAGAGAAAACAUGACCUCUUAGAUAGAUACAUCUAAGACCUUUUGGAUAUCCAUCAUAAAAUAUAAUGUAAAAAUGAAGUAAACGUGUAUUUCAAAAUGUGUAUUCAUCAGAGAACCAGAAUUAGCUGCUUCUCCCUGAUGAGUUAACACAUUGUUGGAAACCUGGCUCUUCUGCAGGCCAAUGCCAGGUGUAAGCCAGGCGCCACAUCUCUGCGAAGACACCAAGAGCCCCCAAACAUCCCCUGUGCCAUUCCUUAUUUCUGGAUAUUCUUACAACUUUGUAAGAGCAGAAUGCUUUUAAUAAUUCCAUGGUGUGCAUUUACAAAAAUGGUACUAAUACUUUGUUUUCCCGGUAAAACCUAGGACUGAAAGUAAAGAUAGCCUAUCAUUCUCCUCAACAAGAACCAACAAUUUUUUUUGUUCCUUUUAAAAGCAAUUUCUAAAAUUUGUGUCAGGCUACCCUUAAGAGAGAACUGCUACCAUGCCUAAAUAAAUAAAAUAAUGAACAAUUCCUGUGAGUUCAGGUUACCCAUCCAA
Messenger RNA from Elgaria multicarinata webbii, 2227 nucleotides. RefSeq names its product tetraspanin 9 (gene TSPAN9). Bases 1 to 1011 code for a protein of 336 amino acids. NCBI's taxonomy places the organism in Eukaryota, Metazoa, Chordata, Lepidosauria, Squamata, Anguidae. The record is from RefSeq and is a predicted model, not a curated record. Gene Ontology annotation, cellular component: plasma membrane. The transcript has 7 exons.